AUGUUGGAUAUUUUGCAACCUUCCGUUGGAUUUCUUCUUAGUCAGUGUCGUUCUGGAGCUAUGUUCACAUUCACGGCUUCCACUACGCAGAUAUCGCACUUGGCAGAUAUCUUCCUGGCCAUUUCAUCCAUAAAUAACCAAGCUUUGAUGAUAAUAUCGCCCAGGGGCAUUACUCUUUAUGCAGAACUGAAUCACAUUGCAAAUGCCCUGCUGACUAUUGAUCCGGCGUUGUUCUCUACAUACAACUUCUAUUCUGAAGAUACUAGUAAUAACACGCAGUACGAGCCAAAUGUGAAGGAAGAAUUGACACUAGGAGUAGACAUUAAGUUGAUAAGUGAUUCGUUCGGCAACGUGCCGUCCCAGUCUUCUUCAAAUGUACAGAGAGAAGGUUCCAUAUCCAGUGCGAAGAGUAACUCCGUCACUAACAUGAGCAACACCAAUAGCGGUAGUCAUACUAACAGCGGAAUGGUCUGUUAUAUGACUUACAAUGGUGAAGGAUUUCCCUUAAUAAUCGAAUUUGAGGAUUCGAUGAUAAGUGAAAAAAUUGAGUUCCUAACGUUCUACACUGACUUACAAUAUCCGUACGCAGAAGACGAAGACAGUGAAACCCCUGAAAACUCUUUGACAAUUAACCAUCUGGAGAUUCAAUUUGAGUUGAUCUUGAAAUGUGACGUGCUAUCUACCUUGUUGAGAGAUUUGCAGAGAAUUAAUACUACAGAACUCUACCUUUACGUAUCGAACCAAAUCAAGACACUAGGUCGCAAAACACAAUUUGGCGGGGGACCGCAAAUUGUUGACAAUCAGGUCAAUUUCAUAUCCAAGGGUCCAAUUGGCCUUCUGAAGCUUAUAUUCCCAAAUGAAAAGACCAUUUUGGAAAAGAUUGAGAUAUUCGGAAGAUCUUCUUCUUCUUCUUCUGGUGGCACCAAUACCAUGACGCCAAUCAACUCGUCCAUUAUAUCUGUCUACAAUUUCAACCACUUCAAUAAGAUAUUCAGGUCAGUUAAGCUAUCUACCAAAUGUAAAAUAAGUAAAGAUCUUGGGGGAACAUUGUCUGUUCAGUUGCUAUCCAAAAAUCUUAGACUUCCGAAUUAUUCAGGAACUUUGAUAACUUUUAACAUGUUGGCGCUAACCUCGACUGACGAAGGUGAGCACAUGCUGGUCAAUUUGAAUAAUGUGUUUGACAAGGAUUCCUACGAGUAUAUCAGAGAUUUUGGGAAAACGGACCUAAGCAACGCUCCCGACAGGGUCGAUUCUUCAGCAAACAAAAGACAAAGACUAAAUUUGGACGAAUAUGAGAGGAUAGAUCUUCAAAUUGAUAGAACGAGGGAUGAAGAUGAAGGGCGAGAGUCCGAACCAGAGUCUGGACCAAGGGGAUUGAUAGAAAUUCCGCUUUUCCUCUAG
This is a messenger RNA of Dujonia railenensis, 1401 nucleotides long. Lineage: Eukaryota; Fungi; Ascomycota; Pichiomycetes; Serinales; Debaryomycetaceae. The record is from the annotation of a GenBank genome assembly.